AUGGAUGAGUCAUGGAAGAUGCGAAUUGGAAUGGGAAUGCCGACCAAUAAACCAAACCUUCCUCGCAGAAAAUCAACCGAAGAAACGNAGAGAGCGCUAUAUAUACUCAAAUACUUACAAUCCGAUUCACUGUUCAGUGCUUACCACCUUGUCUACUUUGCAGCAAAACUCUCCGGCGAGACUCACCGGAAAAUGGAUGAGUCAUGGAAGAUGCGAAAUGGAAUGGGAAUGCCGACCAAUAAACCAAACCUUCCUCGCAGAAAAUCAACCGAAGAAACCUCUCACCGAUCCAUUUUCAACAACUCCGACUCGCUGGACCCUGAGGAUUUCAACGACGUCUUCGGAGGCCCACCGAAAACCGUACUCUGCCGCCAAUUUUCCGGUGGUGACUUCUCAAGAUCGUCAAAUGGUUCAUUCUACGAGGAAGUUUUCCGGACGACGGAAAAUGUGGCUCAGAUAAAAAACGGCCGCAGCUUGCCGGAGUUUAGAAUUCCGGCGAGUGGAAAUAAUCGGAGGAGCCAAGAGUUUUAUAAGGAUAUAUUUCGGUCGGACGGCGAUGUCCGGAGUUCGAUGUCGAGGUCGAAAUCGACGAAGACGAGUUCAUCGUCGGUGUUGAGUUCCGAAGAGUUGAGUCCGCUACGGCCUGUGAUCGGAGAAAACGACGACGUUUUGUUCUCUUCCUUCGCUUCGAAGCUCAGUGCUUACCGCCUUGUCUACUUUGCAGCAAAACUCUCCGGCGAGACUCACCGGAAAAUGGAUGAGUCAUGGAAGAUGCGAAUUGGAAUGGGAAUGCCGACCAAUAAACCAAACCUUCCUCGCAGAAAAUCAACCGAAGAAACGUCUCACCGAUCCAUUUUCAACAACUCCGACUCGCUGGACCCUGAGGAUUUCAACGACGUCUUCGGAGGCCCACCGAAAACCGUACUCUGCCGCCAAUUUUCCGGUGGUGACUUCUCAAGAUCGUCAAAUGGUUCAUUCUACGAGGAAGUUUUCCGGCCGACGGAAAAUGUGGCUCAGAUAAAAAACGGCCGCAGCUUGCCGGAGUUUAGAAUUCCGGCGAGUGGAAAUAAUCGGAGGAGCCAAGAGUUUUAUAAGGAUAUAUUUCGGUCGGACGGCGAUGUCCGGAGUUCGAUGUCGAGGUCGAAAUCGACGAAGACGAGUUCAUCGUCGGUGUUGAGUUCCGAAGAGUUGAGUCCGCUACGGCCUGUGAUCGGAGAAAACGACGACGUUUUGUUCUCUUCCUUCGCUUCGAAGCUCAGUGCUUACCGCCUUGUCUACUUUGCAGCAAAACUCUCCGGCGAGACUCACCGGAAAAUGGAUGAGUCAUGGAAGAUGCGAAUUGGAAUGGGAAUGCCGACCAAUAAACCAAACCUUCCUCGCAGAAAAUCAACCGAAGAAACGUCUCACCGAUCCAUUUUCAACAACUCCGACUCGCUGGACCCUGAGGAUUUCAACGACGUCUUCGGAGGCCCACCGAAAACCGUACUCUGCCGCCAAUUUUCCGGUGGUGACUUCUCAAGAUCGUCAAAUGGUUCAUUCUACGAGGAAGUUUUCCGGCCGACGGAAAAUGUGGCUCAGAUAAAAAACGGCCGCAGCUUGCCGGAGUUUAGAAUUCCGGCGAGUGGAAAUAAUCGGAGGAGCCAAGAGUUUUAUAAGGAUAUAUUUCGGUCGGACGGCGAUGUCCGGAGUUCGAUGUCGAGGUCGAAAUCGACGAAGACGAGUUCAUCGUCGGUGUUGAGUUCCGAAGAGUUGAGUCCGCUACGGCCUGUGAUCGGAGAAAACGACGACGUUUUGUUCUCUUCCUUCGCUUCGAAGCUCAGGCCAAUAAAUGUUCCAUGUAGAUGGAACUCAUCAACUAUGAUGCACGUCGAACACCCAAGUGAACAGGGUGUACCAGCUUUUCCAAGCAAUUGUCCUUCAUACAUCGAAAAAGAGUGCAAUGAGAAUUUUAGGAAUUCCCACUUUGGAUUGUCUCGGCAGGUGCCAUCCCCUGAGACCAUUAGUCUAGAACCCUAUGCAUAUGGCAGUGUCAAAGUGUCCAUUGAAGACUUCGAACUCAACUCCCCUUCAUCUGUAGUGUCUUCACUUUGCCAAGACCAAGAGGAAAAAACAGGCAUAGUUCAAGAUAAAGAGUUGCAAGAACAAUGCACAGAGCUAGAAGAAGAUGAAGAAAUGAGCUCUUAUGUUAUUGAGAUUAAUUCUGACCAUAGGACAGGAACGGGUGAAGCACUUGGCGUAGAUGAAGCAAUUGCGUGGGCCAAAGAGAAAUUUCAAACACAAAGUUCGGAGAAAGACUGGAACGUGAGAGAAGAUGAAAAGGAGCAGUCUGUGGAAAUGGAAGAUAGGCCUAAUGCUCAGCAGUUUUCAGAUGACCAGAUUGACAGUAAUGGAUCAAUGCCAUCUCCAGCGAUGGAAAUGGAAGUAUUGGAUGAAGAUAUAAGGUUGUGGUCAGCUGGCAAGGAAGCAAACAUCCGGUUGCUGAUCUCAACUCUGCAUCAUAUUCUCUGGCCAAAUAGUGGCUGGUAUCCUCUCUCUCUCACAAACCUCAUAGAAAGCUCACAUGUGAAGAAAGCUUAUCAGAAAGCAAGGCUAUGUCUGCACCCAGACAAACUGCAACAAAGAGGUGCAACACUCCCACAAAAAUAUGUUGCAGAGAAGGCAUUUUCGAUCCUCCAGGAUGCUUGGGCUGCAUUUAUCUCCCAAGAUGUCUUCUUUAGCUAGAGGAUGGUUGGCCCAGUCGAAAGUUUUGCAACUCAAACAGGAAGCACAUCUAGAGACAUUCAAUGGAAAGGGCCAUGUUUGAGACUAGGACUAUGCACCGAGGUUUGCUCAUUGUUUAACAGAUGCAUCAGGUUAUGCAAGUUAUGUUUCAUAUUUGGGGUGUUCAAUUCAAUCUAAUGAGUACGCCGACAUCUUCUUCUCCGGGAUGGUCAUGAUGAGCUAUGAGAUGAUCAUGAUGGUGCCUUGUGGUUAAUUCUUUUUUCUUU
Molecule: messenger RNA, 2987 nt
Organism: Ilex paraguariensis (yerba mate)
Lineage: Eukaryota; Viridiplantae; Streptophyta; Magnoliopsida; Aquifoliales; Aquifoliaceae
Source: the annotation of a GenBank genome assembly